ACAACGGCGGCGGGGGAAGCUGGUGAAAAUACACAGCUUGCUGUUGCAGCCGCUGUGUUGAGGGGGGACGGACGCACCAGCAGGGCCACGCUCCCUCCAAAGAGACACACACACACACCUCAUCGUCUCCAGCAGCAUCAAGACACACUCGCCGAAAGAAAAGGGAAACUGCAACCCGGAUUGCAGAAAAAGAGUCGAUUCUUCUUCAGCUGGUCACUCUUCUGCUGCUGUUAACCCUGGAGGGAAGAUCAUCAUUCAGGAUCUGACUUACACAAACAUGGACAAGAAACAAAAAUGGUCUCCAGGUGUUGAAGCUGUAUUAUUGAUACUGCUGAGUCACAUGACUGCAGGGCUUGAAGUGCCUCUUGAUCCUAAAGUACUGGAAGGAUUACCUCAACCCCCCACCAUAACUCUGCAAUCCCCCAAGGAUUAUAUCUUUGAUCCACGGGAGAACAUCGUCAUUCACUGCGAGGCCAAAGGAAAGCCUCAUCCCAGCUUUUCAUGGACAAGGAACGGCACCAACUUUGAUGUGGAGACGGACUCCAAAGUCCUGAUGAAGCCCGGUUCAGGAACGCUGGUCAUUGACAUCAGUGGAGAAAAGGCUGAUGCCUACGAGGGAACAUACCAGUGUACAGCUAGCAAUGAGCAUGGCAAAGCUCUGUCCAACACCAUUAUGAUCAGGCAGUCCAGGUCCCCCUUGUGGUCAAAGGAGAAAAAUGAGGCAAUUAUGGUGCAAAAGGGGGUUUCUCUCGUGCUUCCAUGUCGACCCCCGGCAGGCCUGCCUCCUCCUGUCAUUUUUUGGAUGGAUAACAACUUCCAGAAGCUGCCGCUGAAUAAGCGUGUGUCCCAGGCCUUGAACGGAGACCUAUACUUUUCCAACGUUCUCCCAGAAGACACCCGGAGCGAUUACAUCUGCUACGCUCGUUUUCCACACACGCAGACCAUCCAGCAGAAACAGCCCAUCUCUGUCGUGGUGCAAAACAGCAACCCAGAGGGGGAGCGUCGUCCCGGUUUCAAGUUGCCGAGCGGCAGUACGAGCAACAAGACUGUUCUGAGAGGAGAGACUCUGGAGCUGGAAUGCAUCGCUGAGGGAUUACCCACUCCUGACAUUUCAUGGCAGAAGGAUGCACGGAAGCUGCCCAGUGGCAGGGCAUUCUUUUCCAACUUCAACAAAACACUGAAGAUUUCUGACGUGAAUGAAGACGAUGCUGGCGAAUACCGCUGCACAGCGACUAACAAGCUGGGCUCUGCACAUCACCUCAUUAAAGUCACCGUUAAAGCUGCUCCUUUCUGGAUCAGUGCUCCCAGAAACCUGGUUCUGGCUCCGAAUGAGACCGGCAUCCUAACAUGCCGUGUUAAUGGAAAUCCUAAGCCAAAAAUUAAUUGGUUUGUCAAUGGACGUCCAAUAGAGGAUGUUUAUGAAGAAAAUGGCCCAAAGAUAGAGGAGGACACCGUGAUUCUCAGCAAUGUACAGACGGGAAGCAGUGCCGUCUUCCAGUGCAAUGCAUCCAAUGAGUUUGGUUACUUGAUGGCUAAUGCAUUUGUAAAUGUGCUGGCCGAAGCACCAAGAGUUCUUACUCUGCCAAACCAAGUGUACCGAGUCAUCAUGAACCACCCAGCGCUGCUCGACUGCGCCUCCUUUGGCUCACCAAUACCAACCAUCGCAUGGUUUAAGGACAGUCAGACCAGCAUAAAAAACGGCGACUCCUAUGUGAUCCAUGAGAACGGCACGCUGGAAAUCAACGUAGCUCAGCCGUUACACAGUGGGAAGUACACCUGCACCGCCACCAAUAACCUAGGAUUUAAAGAGAAUGAUGUCUUCCUGGAAGUUAAAGAACCCACUCGCAUCCUCACCCAGCCAACAUACAAAAAGGUGCAGAGAGGGAUGAGUGCUCUGUUUGAGUGUAAAGUCAAACAUGACAAAACCCUCAUGCCCACCAUGACCUGGCUGAAAGAUAACGGAGAACUACCGGACGAUCAGAGGUUUGAGGUGGGCGAUGACAGUCUGAUCAUCAGAGACGUGACCGAUGAUGACGCCGGCACUUACACCUGCAUCACAAGCACCAUUCUGGAUCAGGAUUCUGCAAGUGCUACACUGACUGUUGUUGAGGCAACUCCUCCUCCACCAAUUGUGUUAGAAAAGCCGGACCCUCCGACUGACCUGGAGCUCACCGACCAGAUGGAGAGAAGUGUUCAGCUCACCUGGAUCCCUGGAGAUGAAAACAACAGUCCAAUACAGAACUUUUUGAUUGAAUACAUGGAUCUACUCCACCAGCCAGGAGUUUGGGUCAACCUCACAGAAGUUUCUGGUACCACCACCACGGUCCAGCUGCAGCUCUCUCCAUACGUCUACUAUACGUUCAGAGUGCUGGCUCAGAAUGACGUCGGCUACAGCGACCCCAGUGACCCCUCGGCACAGUACAGGACCAACCCUUCAGCUCCGGAUGAAAAUCCAACAAAUGUGGAGGGAUCAGGAACCGAGUCUGACAACUUGGUCAUCUCUUGGAAGCCCCUCACAGGAUUUCAGUCAAACGGUCCGGGCCUGCAGUACAAGGUGCAGUGGAGACAAAAGGAUGUGGAAGACGACUGGACCUCGAAGAAUGUUGUCAACGAUUCCCAGCUCGUUGUUUCUGGAACACCAACCUAUGUGGCCUACGAAAUUAAAGUUCAGGCCUUCAAUAACUACGGCAACGCACCUGAACCCACAGUUGUGAUUGGAUACUCGGGAGAAGACAAGCCUUUGUCUGCUCCUGGUAGUGUCCAGGUCACUGUUCUUAACAGCACGCUGGCAGAAGUUCAGUGGGAACCGGUAUCAAAUCCCUCUGUCCGAGGUGAACUGCAAGGAUACAGGGUGUACUACCGUCGGGUACGAGGCCAGCAAGACCAAGAAGAAGAAGCAGGCGGGCAGGAGCAAAUUUUAACUUUCAGUGGUAACCGCAGUGAGGGAAUGCUGCCGGGACUUCAGCCUUACAGUGUCUACGACCUCUUCAUCAGGGUGUUCAAUAACAAAGGAGAGGGACCUCCUAGCCCCAAAAAGACCUUUGAAACCAAAGAAGGAGUCCCAGAUCUUCCUUCUUUUCUGAGCGUGAUGGACCACGGUUUGGACACUCUUACGCUAAAAUGGGGCCCACCUUUGAGCAACAAUGGACGCCUUACAGGAUACACUCUCAGAUACCACCCUGUUAAUACCACAAGUGAACUGGGACCAGUCAAGGAAGUGACUUUUCCAGCCAACGUGACUACCAUCACACUGACCAGCCUGGACGCAAGCAUGCUCUAUAAGUUUUACCUGAAGGCUCGGACAAGAAAAGGGCCUGGUCCUGAAAUCACAGAAGAGGCGUCCACAGCCAUGGAUACAGCUCUUAUUCAGCCCACUAUAGAGCCAGGCAAAGGCCCCACAGAGCCUCCUCACCCAACCUCCCCCAUCACUCUGUCUCUACAUCCCCCGCUCCACAAGGUGCCUUCUGCUGGGCCUGUGUUCGGAACAGUUAACGCUUCUGUGUCAGAGGAAGGCCCAGUGAUCAGUUGGGAAUACUUUGGACACAAUAAGAUUUUAUUUGUGGAAUAUGUUGUAGAGAACAGCGAUGAUGAAUGGAAAAGGGAGUCAGUAAAUGGUACACAUUCGCAUACUAUAAGAGGUCUAAAGCCGGGGACGUCUUAUUCUGUGCGCGUGGUAGCUAGAGACGGCGCCGGCCCGGCGGUCCACAAGACCAAAGAAGUGUCGGUUACGGUGCCAGCUGUCCCCAACCGGCAGGUAGACAUCGCCACGCAGGGCUGGUUUAUUGGACUGAUGUGCGCCAUCGCUCUCCUGAUCUUGGUGCUUCUCAUCGUGUGCUUCAUCAAGAGAAACAAAGGUGGCAAAUAUCCAGUUAAAGAGAAAGAAGACGCUCACCAAGACCCAGAGAUCCAACCUAUGAAGGAGGACGAUGGAACAUUCGGGGAGUACAGUGACACCGAGGACCACAAGCCACUGAAGGGCAGCCGGACACCAUCCAACGGGACGGUGCGGCGCGACGAGAGCGACGACAGUUUAGUGGACUACGGGGAGGGUGGGGACGGACAGUUCAACGAGGACGGCUCCUUCAUCGGCCAGUACAGCGGCAAGAAAGAGAAGGACACGCACGAGGGCAAUGAGAGUUCGGAGGCGCCGUCGCCCGUCAACGCCAUGAACUCGUUUGUCUAAGGCGGCCGCCUCCUGGCCGGAGCGGUUGCUGCUGCCGUCCCCGCGUCACCCUGGCAAAUGUGAUCGUCCCGGUGGUGACAAUUGCUAAGGCGACAGCCGUCGUGGUGCACCUACUUUUACCCUGUGGUUGCCGUCACUCUGGUGGUCAAGGCUACCUUUACACCAAGACUGCUGACAUGUUCUCAUCUCCACACCCCGCCGGCCCCAGUGGCACUGUGACCUACCAGUGAACACACACAUACGAAUCCCCCACAACCAUGAAAAGAAGAAAAGAGACAGCGAGCAAUACUGAAAAGCAGACGAAAAGUGCCAGAGGGGAUUUUACCACUCGGACUGAAACACGAGUGUGGCCAAGUGUACGUGUGCGUGUUAGUGAUCUCUUUACAAACAUGAUAAAUAUAGCGAAUAUAUAUAUAUAUAUUUGAUGGAAGUAUGGCAUAUGAUCCGCAGGCAGGCUAAUAUACGUGAAUCACAUUCAUAAGCAACUGCAUGGAGCAAAUCCUGUCUGUUAAGCAUUUUACUUUCCUCUCGUCUUUCUUUUGUUUUGUUUUUUUGCAGAAGUUUGCUGCAUCUUACACUGUAUUCGGUGCACGCCUAUGAACCAGGGUGUUAUUUUCUUACUUGCAGAAAAGUGUUAUAUGAUGUUUGACGUAUAGAAGAAAAAAUGGCAGCAGUGGUAUUGUGGUUCCAGCUGCGAAAAGAGUGACUCAAAAUAGAAACUAGUAGGUGUUUUCAUUUAACUACUUUUCUUUAUUUUAUUACAGAUGGACUGUUUGUGCGUGUGUGCUAGAGAAAGAGUGGGAGCUGUACUUCCAGGUCAGGUGUGUCCAGUCAUAAAGCCUGGAGAGACAGCCUGGUGUCGCACGCUAGCAACGCAGUGCUAAACUAAAUGUUUUCACGUUUUCUCACAUUGCAACCUUAUAUUUCUAUGGAUUUUAUUGGGAUUCUAUAGGAGAGACCAACACAAGGUGAUUCAUAAUUGACACAUGGAUUUCUCUAAAUAUUUUUCACUAAGAAAGUGGCGUGCAUUUGUAUUUUGCUGAAUCACACUAAUCUUGUUUUUGCAGGUGAAAAUUUUUUGGGGUAUGUCUCUACCAGCUUUCUAAAUCUAGAAACUGGAACUUUUGCCCUGGGGGAUUUCUUAUGUUAUAUUUCCACCACAUUUUUUCAUUUUGCAUGUUGGCAAAACGAAAAAAAGAAGCUUAAUAUAGGCUCGUUUUGUUUUGCAAAUUGUGUCAUAUUCUUUCCUUUUGUGGUUAAUGAAAGUUGUCGUGAUACAGUUUGUUCACUGAUCCCCCAAUGUAUCUCCUCCUUGGUGAUUUUUAAAGACAAGUGCUGAUAGUUGGAAACUUUUGACUUUCCUUGGUUACAGUUUAGCAGGGGGCUUUUCUGGUCAUGGGUUCUUUCCAGGUACUUUGAUUUUUUUUCCCUCCUCAACUGAAAAACAUGCAUGCCAUAUAUCUGGCCUCUGUGAGCGCCCGCAUGCCCUCAUGUCCUUUGUCAUACAGGGUGAAUGCCUCCGUUGUCCAUUGUUCAGAAGUUAAAGGCACACCCUCCAAUUAACAGGCACAUGUAGAAAAAUGGUUGGAUUUUGUCUGGAUAAAUCAAGGCGUAAAAGGAGCAGAGCACAAAUGAACGCCACCCUUUUCUUAUUUUACAAUUGCAAAAAAAUAUUGGUUACCAUAAAUCCAUAUCCUUCUAUUUUACCGUUAUGCAACGUCUACGUUGGCCAUUAGAAAAUACAUUGAAGCUAAGGUUGCAAUGUAGCAAAAGCCAAUAAAAAAAACGUAAAAGUAUCAACACAUUUCCAAGCCACUGGCUCCAAACAGUCCUGGUUUCUACCAUCAUCAUUGUAUUCUAUUACAAUGAUUGUUUUCUAUUACUGUUGCAUUGUUGCUGAACACUAAUGACUGAUCCAGUGUCGCUGCCUAUUGCUUCCACCUGCUGUGCAAUCCCUGUCAACACUCUCCCAUCUUAACAUGAAAUUCACUGGCAUUAAUCCUCCACCUUUGUGUUAUGUACACAUACUUACAGAAAUAUUCUAAUCGUACAAGUUUGCUAAGAAUAUUUGGGGUAUUUAACGACGUGUUAAAGCUGUCCGCAUGGUUUCUAGUGCCUUGGUAGAAAACAGUUACCUAGAUCCACAGUUCAAUGCCAAUUUAUGCAAACCAAAAUUUUCAAAACAAGGUGGAUGUUCAAAGCUUCAUAAAAGGCACUUCAUGGAAAAAAAAGAGCUUUUAAACAAAAAUUUUUGUUUUUUAAAUAGUUCUUAAUAUAAAGCUGAUAAUGACCUUUAUUUUGCCAGAAAAUAUGACAGAUUUCACCAUUUUGUAAGCUUUAAAGAACAAAUUAACAAAUUGAAAUGAUAUUCUUUGAAAUGAUUGGAAAAACCCCUCCAUGGCUGUGUAUUCUAGAGUUUCUUCAAGGGUGUCCUUGUUUGUUUUUCUAUGUUUGGGAGGUCUGAAAGAUCGAAUGAAUGAUAGCUGACGUGAGACCCAGAUUACCUCCUCAACUUCUUUUACAAUAUCUGAAGAAAAUGUUAAGUCCAGGUUCCCACACAAGGCUGAAAACAGAUUUCAAAAGUGGCAGCAAGUGGAAGGAACCUACUUUGACUCAAUGGUCGCAGCUUUGCCGACAAUCAUGUUUUUCAGCUUCCAUCCUCCGACAAAAAGUUAAGCAAUUCUGAAAUGAGCAUGUGAUGGGAAACUCUAGAUCGCACCUUCAUGUCAAACAUUCCCUUUCUCAACCCAUUCAUCAAAACCCCAAACUAAAGUACUGCCAAACUGCUCACCAGAUAACUGCCAGUGUGAACCAGCUUCACCACCUUGUCUCGUCCUGUUGUAACCGUCACCAUUGGGGAAAAAUAAGUGGAGGUCAGGAGAUGGGGGAUAAUAAUACUGAAUGUGGAUACAAGUGUAUCUGUUUAUGUGAAUGAAAAUACUGCUUGUUUCGUUUCAAGGAGUGAUUGCACUGGUGACUUUGAUUUAUGCAUUUAUGCUUACCUUCUGCAGUAUACGUUAUUACAGUCUGAGUGCAGGUUUCAUGUUUUUGCAGGUGUGAUUGUCUGAGUUCACGCGUGUGCCACACAUGCAUGCUGCAUAUGUCUGCGUGUGUGUGUACGUGUGUGUGCAUGCGCGUAGUGCACAGUGCUUUCCAAUGUUCCAAUGUGUGUCCUGUAGUUUGCUCCUUCUGGACAUAGGAGAUUCUUUUUUUUUUGUUUUUGUUUGGUUUCUUAAAGCAUUUUAAUGUCUUAUCAUAACUUGCAUCAAGUUUUUAGGUUUCAACAUGCCAGAACAACGCGUGUAGAUCUGUAUUUUUUUGUCUAUUGUAAAUAACGGUUUGAUUUGAGCGUAGACGUGUUAAGAUCAGAGUUGGCGUGGCGUGAGGAAGUUAGACUGUGAGGAAUUAGACGACUUCUAGUUUUCACUCUUUGAUUUAGUGUGAUCUUCUUUUUGGAGUUUUUUUUUUAUAUUAUCGUCAGGUAAACAUGUUUAGCCUACAGUAUCGGAUAUCACCUCUGAUGAUUUAACUUGUGACUGAGCUCUUGUGACACCUGUAUUGUUUCUAUUUCUGGCAGUCCAUGCACAUUUUCUGCCUUUUUAUAUUAAUAUAUAUAAAUAUUACAAAAAAAAAAUAAGUGGACUAUUAUUUCAAAUUAAGUUUGCACAUCUAAUUUAGGACAACCAGAUUGUCCUAAAUUAGAUGCCUUUUUUAAGGAUUGUGCACUGGAAAAUGAGAAAUAUACUACUAAUUUGGAGAAUACAAUAGGAUGGCAUGGACACACUAACUGGUGCAUUUCAGUGUGAAUACCCUGGAAAUAAUGUUGCUGGCUGAAACGGUAUAUAAUUAUAACAUUUUGGUUAAUGUUGAAGCUACAUGAGAAGCAUGAAAGGCUGUUGAAUGGUUUACUUCACAAUAUAAUACUGCAAAAUAUUUUGUAUUUUAAAUGAAGUACAAAAAAAAAAUGAAUAAAUGUUGGUUUCGGGAUUUCAAA
This is a messenger RNA of Poeciliopsis prolifica (blackstripe livebearer), 8177 nucleotides long. It is a transcript of the gene nrcama, whose product is annotated as neuronal cell adhesion molecule a. Gene Ontology annotation, biological process: cell-cell adhesion; brain development. The coding region runs from base 278 to 4183 and encodes 1301 amino acids. The transcript is spliced from 31 exons. Gene Ontology annotation, molecular function: cell-cell adhesion mediator activity. NCBI's taxonomy places the organism in Eukaryota, Metazoa, Chordata, Actinopteri, Cyprinodontiformes, Poeciliidae. The record is from RefSeq and is a predicted model, not a curated record.